Molecule: messenger RNA, 1426 nt
Organism: Micromonas commoda
Lineage: Eukaryota; Viridiplantae; Chlorophyta; Mamiellophyceae; Mamiellales; Mamiellaceae
Exons: 3
Coding region: 1-654 (217 amino acids)
Biological process (GO): sphingolipid biosynthetic process; very long-chain fatty acid biosynthetic process; fatty acid elongation
Cellular component (GO): endoplasmic reticulum membrane
Molecular function (GO): 3-hydroxyacyl-CoA dehydratase activity
Source: RefSeq, a predicted model, not a curated record
AUGGCGACGCAGGCAUAUCUAUUAUUGUACAACACGGCGCAGGCCCUCGGUUGGUCCGCAGCCCUGGCCACCACUGUUCGCUCAAUCGUCGUGAACGGCGGGAGCCUGGCGGCAGUUUACGGAGAUUCGGGAUGGUUCGUGAGAACAUUCCAGGUGGCUUCGGUGUUGGAAGUGUUUCAUGCAGGUUUAAAGCUCACAAGGACGCCCAUGUCUGCUGCACUGAUGCAGUGGGCUGGUAGAACGCACGUGCUGAUCGCCGUAACACAUGCCAUACCUCACUUGCAGACGACUGCAGCCGCAGGGAUUCUUAUCUUGGCGUGGGCGCUCACCGAGGUUAUCCGAUACCCUUCGUAUGCUCUUUCACAGAGCUGCCCCGGAUGGCUGAACUGGCUGCGAUACACCAUCUUUAUCCCGCUCUACCCAAUCGGGGCGGCCUCAGAAAUGAAGCUAAUGUACGAUGGAAUCCCAACAAUGACGGCGAAAAAGAUGUACAGCAUCAGCAUGCCGAAUGCGUAUAACUUUGCAUUCGAUUAUACCUCGUUCGUCAAGGUUGUCCUCAUCCUGUACCCUUUCCUGUUCUACCAGCUCUAUGCCUACAUGUUCGUCCAACGCAAGAAGAAACUCGGUCCAUCUACCCGUAAGAAGGAAGACUAGUAGCUAUUCAUAUUAGAAGGUUGCUAAGAUUAUGUCAUAAUAUCUCCGAACGUCAUCCUCGUCGGCGAGUGAGCGCAAGGGACUGUGAGCGUCGUGCCUGCCCCUCCUACGAUGGUGGGUUUCACAAAUUGCAGCGCCUGAUUCCAACAUCGGCUACUACCAGAUGCUCCACAUUUCUCAGUCAUGGCCGGGUAGGUGCAUAUAUCAGCAAGCCCAUCAGUUUCGCCGCUCCGAUUCAAUGUCAGCGUGAACCAGAACACAACGGCAUUCGCACAACCUGCUGCGAUUGAAUUCACUUGGACGGCUUGCUCUCGGCAGUAGUCAGCAACCGACGACGGAUCAUCCAGAGGUGCGUCGAAGUCAAAACCGAAAACAGGGAAUGGCUCGGUGAGAGGCAUGAACUUCACACGAUCAAGCCUCACCGAGGUAUAUUUCUUCACCUCAGGCGGGCGUAAAGUGUCAUAAGCAGCCCACCGUCUCGCAGGCGAGUCUUUUGGUGAAGAACUGGAAGGCAUAAUGAUUGGUUCUGGCUGUGGCGGCAUGUUGACUACCAUGGCCCACACUUUUGCUGCUGCUGGGAUUACCAAUGCGUUUAGUGUAGCAAGCUCUCGGCGAGCAUGCGCGACUGUAGGUAUCACACCUUCACCCAGCAGACCAUCGUCCAGAACCUCAGAUAAAACGACUGUGGGUUGAAGGCCUUCCUUGAAACCCAGAUCCGGGACCUUCAGGUUUAGCGACGAUCCAUGAACAACUGAAACUUUGCCUCCAAAAC